This is a messenger RNA of Diachasma alloeum, 1470 nucleotides long. RefSeq lists its product as uncharacterized. The transcript has a single exon. The record is from RefSeq and is a predicted model, not a curated record. Lineage: Eukaryota; Metazoa; Arthropoda; Insecta; Hymenoptera; Braconidae. The coding region runs from base 1 to 1470 and encodes 489 amino acids.
AUGGCAACUCUCGAAGCGCUGAUCUCGCUGCAGAUGACACGUGCAUCCUUCAUCGAAGGCAUUUACACGGAGUCACAGGAGGAGAGCAUCCAGCAGUUCGGAGUGACGGCUCUGGAUUCUAAGCUCGUCAUGCUGGAAACGUAUUGGGUGAAGUUGGAAGCGUCUCAUGAGAAACUCGUCGGCCAGAAGAUCGAGAAUUUGACCUCUCUCGAUUAUUUUAAGAAUCAGGUCUUCGAUGUCGCGCUUAAGCAUUACGCUUCAGGUAGAGUAGCGCUGCUGCAGCUGUUGGAGAAGAAGGGGGCUCCUAACCUCAACCAAUCGGUUCGUGUUCCUAGCGACGCGCAACUACUGAGUUCCACGCGCAGAGCUCUUCCGGAGAUUGAGUUUCCGAAGUUCUCUGGAGUGUCUAAGGAGUGGAGGCCAUGGAGAGACCUUUUCCAUUCGCUGGUCGGGAAUAAUCUGGAGAUUCCUGGGGUCGAGCGAAUGCACUACCUCCGUCUCUGUCUCUCCAAUAAGCCUUUGAAGCUAAUCUCUAAUUUGCCCGUCUCUGAAGAUUCCUUUGGCAUCGCAUGGAGAAUCUUGGUCGAUCGAUACGAGAACAAGCGCUUAUUGAUUACAGCUCACCUUGACCAGCUUCUCAAUCCUGCUCCGAUGAAGACGCACGGUGCCUCAGACCUUAAUUUAUUGACGAGCUCCGUUUCUGAGGCACUCAGCGCGCUCAAAGCACUGGAUCAGCCAACAGAUCAUUGGGGUCCAAUCGUCGUUCACGUGCUCACUCGUCGCUUGUCCAACAAGCUUCGUGAGGCAUGGGAAAAUAAAAUUGGAGCAUCGACUGAGUAUCCGACGCAUGAACAUCUCCUCGAUUUCCUACAAGGUCGUUCACGAGCCAUGGAUACCUUGGAGGUUGGGUCUUCGGUGCACACAUCGAACGACGCCUCUCGUCCUUCGCAGCUGAGCGUCCAGACUCGUUCGAUGACCAACAGUAGUGCCAAGGUCAACCAAGCCUCGGUGUCUUCGCAUGCGCAGCAGUCAGCCCAGAAAUCUCCCAGUCCAGCGCAAAUACAGUCCACAAAGUCGACGUCCUGGGCCAACGCGGGCUAUCCUUGUUCCUACUGCAAGAUGGAUCACUACAUUGCUUCUUGCAGCGGGUUCAAGUCGCUUACUCCUACAGCAAGGAAGGAGGUUGUCGAACGACUCUACCUGUGCUACAACUGUCUGGGGAAGCACAGUAUCAGAGUCUGCCAGACCACUCGAACGUGCAGGACAUGCCAGGAGAGGCACCAUUCCCUGCUGCAUUUUGAUCGCGCUCGUCGUCCAGCUCAACGUGGUCCAGCAUCUCAAGUCCCUCGCAACGAUGCAGGAGCUCAGCGCCCGAGUGCUUCUGCUCCAUCGACCAACGUGCCUGUCGUGACGUACACUCACACCGGUGAUGCUGCUCAGGCUGCGUCUUCAGCCCAUUCUCAGGCCUGA